AAAAAAACGACUAGACGACUAGAUACAUGUAAUGGAAUGCGCUUACAGCUUACGCGUCUUUUACGUUUCAGGAUAUCGACUACGAAGGAUUUUCGGAUUUCUUGGACACUUUUCUGGAGGUGCGGACGCCCGAGGAGCUUUGCCGUCACCUUUUCCUGUCGUUCGUCAGGAAGCCGAUCGAGAAAAAUCCCGGAGCCUCGUCAGCUCAUCAUUCCAAUAAUAAGGGUUCUACCCCAAAUGUUAAUUCAGUUGGCGAGGCCGUCGACAAGACUUUACUCCUUGGAGAAAAACCCACCACUUACAGUGAAAUGUUGGUAGAAAAAAUCCAUGGAUUCAGCGAAAAACUGCUGGGUCAUCAUCGAUCCGACAGUGACUGUUCCACUAGAGGGAAAACCGAGUCAGUCAGACAUAUAGUGAGGAAGGCCAGCGCACUGGACGUGAACGCUUUGAAGGUAUCCUUGAAGGACAUCGUUUGUUAUCUUUCGCUGCUGGAAGCUGGACGACCCGAGGACAAACUCGAAUUUAUGUUUCGUCUAUAUGACACAGACGGAAAUGGAGUUUUGGAUACGAACGAAAUGGACUCCAUUGUUAAUCAAAUGAUGACUGUAGCGGAAUAUUUGGGAUGGGACGUAACCGAAUUAAAACCGAUCCUGCAGGACAUGAUGAUCGAGAUAGACUACGACGCUGACGGGACGGUCUCGUUGGAAGAAUGGAAGCGGGGCGGCUUGACCACGAUACCGCUGCUGGUCCUUUUAGGAUUGGACGCUAACGUCAAAGAGGACGGCAACCACCUGUGGCGCCUCAAACACUUCAGCCGUCCUGCAUACUGCAAUCUAUGCCUUAACAUGCUCGUUGGCCUCGGCAAGAAGGGACUCUGCUGCACGUUUUGCAAAUACACAGUACACGAGCGCUGUGUUGCCAGAGCGCCUGCCAGCUGCAUAGCCACGUACGUGAAGAGCAAAAAACUGUCGCAAACGUUGCAGCACCACUGGGUCGAGGGAAACUGCCAGGGAAAGUGUGCGCGCUGUCGAAAGCCGGUCAAAGCUGGAAUUACCGGCUUGCAUUGCAGGUGGUGCCAAAUUACGCUUCAUAAUAAAUGUGUCUCUCAAGUGAAAGCCGAGUGUGGUUUGGGUGAACAUGCCGUCCAUAUUUUGCCACCCACGUCCAUUUGUCCUAUCGUUUUGGACCGGCAGAGGUCGCUGCAAAAGAGGGGGUCCAAGUACGGGUGUGACAAUGGAAGCUUUGGCAGCAAUUCAAACAAACAGCCAGCUAUGUCAUUCCAAAUAACCACCACUCCAGCUUCUGUACCCCUUUUGGUAUUUAUUAACCCAAAAUCGGGGGGUAGACAGGGUUCGAGAAUAUUGCGAAAGUUCCAGUACAUUUUAAACCCGCGACAAGUACAUAUCCUAGGAACAGGGGGCGGGCCCAUGCAAGGUUUAAGUAUGUUCAAAGACGUUCCCAAUUUUAAAGUUGUUUGCUGUGGUGGCGAUGGCACGGUCGGAUGGGUGCUGGAGACGAUGGACAAAGUCGAACUGGAAUGUCAGCCGGCGGUGGCGGUAAUACCGCUGGGUACCGGAAACGACUUGGCGCGCUGCCUCCGGUGGGGCGGUGGUUACGAGGGCGAGUCGAUACAUAAACUUCUGCACAAAGUUGCCAGAGCAUCGACGGUACAGCUUGACAGGUGGUUAAUAGAACUAUCCGACACUUCUCUGCCAGAUCCGGACCAGAAAAUCACCGAUACCAGAAUCCCGUACAAUAUUAUCAACAAUUAUUUCAGUAUUGGAGUGGAUGCUGCAAUUUGCGUUAAAUUUCAUCUCGAAAGGGAAAAGAAUCCGGAAAAAUUCAACAGUCGGAUGAAAAAUAAGUUGUGGUAUUUUGAAUAUGCGACUUCAGAGCAAUUUUCUGCUUCUUGCAAAAAUUUACACGAAUUUAUUGAAAUUGAGUGCGAUGACGUGAGCUUGGACCUUGCAAACGGGUCCCCCCUUCAAGGUAUCGCUCUCCUGAAUAUCCCUUACACCCACGGGGGCUCAAAUCUGUGGGGCGAACACUUAUCGGGAGUGCGCAGACGCAGCCGCAAGAAGAAAAAACAAAAAGACAUCAGCACCAGCAGCUUUAACUCCGUCGACCUCAGCGUGGCGGUGCAAGAUAUCGGUGACGGACUUAUCGAGGUAAUCGGUUUGGAAAAUUGCCUGCACAUGGGACAGGUUAGGACGGGUUUAAGGGCGAGCGGAAGAAGAUUGGCGCAAUGUUCUUCGAUUGUUAUCAAAACGAAGAAAACCUUUCCUAUGCAGAUUGACGGGGAACCGUGGAUGCAACCACCAACAACAAUACGUAUCACACACAAAAACCAAGUGCCAAUGCUUAUGGCACCGCCACCGGAAAAAGGCAAAGGUUUCUUCCGUUUCUUCAAAAGGUAA
Messenger RNA from Brassicogethes aeneus, 2417 nucleotides. The record is from the annotation of a GenBank genome assembly. Lineage: Eukaryota; Metazoa; Arthropoda; Insecta; Coleoptera; Nitidulidae.